GGUUUAACCGCCUGGUUGCCUUGGAAACCGGGCGGCAAUAAGAGGCGGAUUGAGGGGGAAGAAAAGCGUUUCCAGGUCAUUCCAAUCAUGGAGAAAAAAGCAAGGCAACAAAGGGGGGCAGAGGAAUGGUGAUAGAGAUAGAAACAAGAGAAUCUCCACGACAGUCUCCAAAGCAGAAAGAGACGUUUCAACAAACUACAGCCAAGGAACCGGCUUACAAAUGAGUUCUACACACAGGUCUACAGAUGGCUGGGAAGAGCAGGAAGAUGCGUGUAGUGAUGUAGCCUACUCGGAAAAGGAAUGUCAUUCGCUUCAUGGGCGGAUCCAAGGGCCACUGCCUUACACUCCAUACAUAGCCGAAGAGGGGGGCCGCCAUUGGACCGACAAGGAAGUGCGCGCUCUGCUGUGCGUGUGGGCCGACCGAACCAUUCGGGACCAACUCAAGUGCACACUUCGCAACAAGUCAAUUUUCCAGGAAAUGGCCCAUCAGAUGCAACAGAACUUUGGCGUGGUGCGGAACUGGAAGCAAUGCCGCACCAAGUAUAAAAACCUCAAGUACGAGUACAAGACUGCCAGGAACGUGCAGGCUACAGGGAGCGGAGUGGGUCCGGGGAAGUAUAUGAAGUUCUUUGACGAGGUGGAAGGCAUUCUGACCGAUAGGGAACUGGACAUCGGGGCCUGGUGUAAUGGAGACAUGGAAGCAGGAAUUCUGGGAUCUCCGGCAGGCCAGACGCCGCAGACCAUCAGAGCGUCCGAGAGUGAGGUCAUCAUAGAAAUUGACGAUGAUGACAGUGACGACUAUGAGAAUGAUGUUGAGAUGGAGCAGAGACUGAAAGGAACAGAUACCUACCUAUCUUCAAACCUAGCUGCAUCAGGCAGUGGCCAGUUCCAUGUGGUAACUGUAUCGGACACGGGCCGGAACUGGAGUGACCAGGAGAUCCGGGCGCUUAUUCAAGUUUGGUCUGAGGAGGGCAUGUGCAAGCAGCUGGAGAACUCCACCAGAAAGAGGGACAUCUUUGUCCAGAUCUCAAACAGGUUAAUGCUGCAGGGCGUUGAGAGAGACUGGAAGCAGUGCCACACCAAGUACAAGAACCUCAAGUACCUGUAUCGCUCUCUGCAGAAGGGGAAGGCGGAGGGCACCGACCCGCGGCGCCUCAUGAGGUUCUAUGACGAGGUAGAUGCCCUUCUGACCCGCACCAGUACUGACUCUCCAUGUGUGAUGGGAUACACAGAGCCCUACAUUGAGCCAGACGGACUCUCAAGAAUGACAGGCGAUGAGGGGAGAAGCACGGCUGGUGUCAGUCCGACAAAAUCGUUGACCACCAAGUCAAAUCCUGGCAUUGGGGAAGACGGAACCCAAAAUCCUGAUACUUUCUUUUCUACAAGCUUGGAGGUCAUACAAUGUCUUCACGAUGCAGAAUCUAAGCCACAUGUAGUCAUGGAACAGAGUUUGGGGCAACAACCACAGAGAAGCGUUUUACGUCAUGCAGAAACAACGUUUUCGGAAAACAGAGGAAUAAAGAGAAAAGCUGUACAUCAAGAUACCACAGUGAGACUUGCGAAACGACUCGUUACCAGUAAAGAAGAACAGGACGACAUUCCGAUAAUAGAGAUGAGUUCAGUUCGUUCCUUCUGGGCAUCUAAACCGAUCACGGACAGCAAGGACCACACGUUUUGCAAGAACGCUAUGGCCGCUGCACACGAGUUGAAACUUGGCCAGAAACUGAACGAGGGAAAGACGAAGGAAAUUUAUUCGCUUGUGGAUCAGCCCGGUCUAGUUCUGGUGCAAUCCAAAAACCAGAUCACUGCUGGAAAUGCGGUUCGGAAAGACCAGAUGGAGGGCAAGGCCGCUAUCGCUAACAAAACCACCAGCUGCGUGUUCAAGCUGCUGCAGGAGGCAGGAAUCAAGACGGCAUUUGUGGAGCAGCACUCAGACACAGCGUUCAUCGCGGUCCACUGUGAGAUGAUCCCCAUCGAGUGGGUCUGUCGAAGGGUGGCCACCGGGUCCUUUCUCAAGAGAAAUCCUGGUGUCAAGGAAGGAUAUCGCUUCUCUCCACUGAAGCUAGAGAUGUUCUUCAAAGAUGAUGCCGACAAUGACCCCCAAUGGUCGGAGGAGCAACUGCUGGUGGCCAAUUUCUCUCUGGCUGGGCUCGCCAUCAGCCAGUGUGAGGUGGACAUCAUGAACCGCAGCACCGUGGCCAUCUUUGAGAUCCUGGAGAGGGCCUGGGCCACCCAAAACUGCACUUUGGUUGACAUGAAGAUCGAGUUUGGUGUCAACGUCACCACCAAAGAGGUUGUCCUCGCAGACGUGGUUGACAAUGAUUCCUGGAGGCUGUGGCCGGCAGGAGAUCGGUGCCAGCAGAAGGACAAGCAGGUGUACCGUGAUCUUAAAGAGGUCACACCUGAAGCUAUGCAGGUGGUUAAGAGGAACUUUGAGUGGGUCUCUGAAAAGGUCAAGCUGCUUCUGGAGAACCCAGCGUUGGGCAGGGUGGUGGUGUUGAUGGGCUCCACCUCUGACAUGGUUCACUGCGACAAGAUCCGCAAAGCCUGCGGAUCCUAUGGAGUGCCCUGUGUCCUCAGGGUCACCUCGGCACACAAGGGCCCUGAUGAGACCCUGCGCAUAAAAGCAGAGUAUGAAGGUGAUGGCGUUCCUACUGUUUUUGUGGCUGUGGCGGGAAGGAGCAACGGCCUUGGCCCGGUGAUUUCGGGGAACACAGCCUAUCCCGUCAUCAACUGUCCACCAAUCACCGCUGACUGGGGGGCGCAGGAUGUGUGGUCAUCCCUGCGCAUGCCAAGUGGUCUCGGCUGCUCCACUGUGCUGUCUCCAGACGCUGCAGCCCAGUUCGCCGCCCAGAUCUUCGGACUCGGCAAUCACCUGGUGUGGUCCAAGCUGAGAGCCUCCAUGCUAAAUACCUGGGUGUCUCUCAAGAUCGCUGACAAGAAGUUGCAGUCCUGCAGCCUUUAAGCCAGUUGCUUUCCCCAUUCCAGACCUUUUUUUUCCCCACAUCUAAUGAGUUAUAUUUGUGUUGUCUUGGUUCUUCCUGUCCAACUACUGUGCUUAAACCUGAAACAUUCAUUAAACCUCAUAUAUGUGGCUGUA
Messenger RNA from Gadus macrocephalus (Pacific cod), 3100 nucleotides. It is a transcript of the gene paics, whose product is annotated as phosphoribosylaminoimidazole carboxylase, phosphoribosylaminoimidazole succinocarboxamide synthetase. Bases 221 to 2965 code for a protein of 914 amino acids. Gene Ontology annotation, molecular function: phosphoribosylaminoimidazolesuccinocarboxamide synthase activity. The record is from RefSeq and is a predicted model, not a curated record. Gene Ontology annotation, biological process: 'de novo' IMP biosynthetic process. The transcript has 16 exons. NCBI's taxonomy places the organism in Eukaryota, Metazoa, Chordata, Actinopteri, Gadiformes, Gadidae.